Anastrepha obliqua is the source of this 2194-nucleotide messenger RNA. Its product is annotated as inhibitor of growth protein 1. Gene Ontology annotation, cellular component: nucleus. The transcript is spliced from 4 exons. NCBI's taxonomy places the organism in Eukaryota, Metazoa, Arthropoda, Insecta, Diptera, Tephritidae. The coding region runs from base 243 to 1490 and encodes 415 amino acids. Gene Ontology annotation, biological process: positive regulation of DNA-templated transcription. The record is from RefSeq and is a predicted model, not a curated record.
AAGAGGACCACUGGUACGUUCCACAAAUACGCCACAGAGAUUCGUUAAACAUCUCAACAAAUAGGAAAAGUUUGGAGAUUUUCCCUAAAAUAUUGUCAAAAUACAUUAAAAUUAUUUCUGUAUUAUAUGCCCAAUAAAGUGCAGGAGUUGUCAAGUGCUGUUGUACCACAUAACGACUGGAAGCAAGUGAAAAAGGGCCAGUCUUGUUUAAUGUGGCUCCUAAAAUUUAAAGUAGCAGCAAAAUGUUGAAUCCCGUUUCUACUGAAGCGCUCCUUUACUCGGCUACAUAUGUCGAUAAUUACAUAGACUCGGUGGAAAAUCUUCCAGACGAUGUACAACGGCAUUUGUCACGCAUACGUGAUAUAGAUGUUCAGUAUAGGAGCCUACUACGUGAUGUUGAUCACUAUUACGAUUUGUGGCGUUCGCUCCAAAAUAACAACGCCAGUGAUGCGAAUUGUACAAGGCGUGCUCGAGCUAUAGCACGCAUGCAACAGAGUCUCAUACAAGCACAGGAAUUGGGUGAUGAGAAAAUGCAAAUAGUAAAUUUAUUACAAGAGCUCAUCGAUCAUAAAACACGGCAACUUGAUACUGACCAAAAGAACCUCGAUAUCAAAGAGGAAAUGCAGCAACAACAGAGUCGAAUUGAUCAACUUCAGCAUGGCGAUGAUAUUGGAGGUCCUACACCAUCGAAACAGGCACGGCCCUCAAGUCCAACUCGAGAAAAUAAUGCAUAUUGUGCAAAUGGUGGUUCGUCGGGAGGUGCUGGAGGUGGCGGUUCUACACCAAAUUCUGAACGAUCGAGCCAUACAAGUAAUGGUACAAUGGGCAGUGGCACUGUCAAUGGCACCAGCGCCGUGGGGACUGCUGCCGUAGCAGGUGUUGAAAAUCAGCGUACGGUCAGUAAACGGUCAAGGAGGCGUAUCGAGAACGCGGUCGCUAACAAUAGCAAUAUGGAGUUUGGUGGAAAUGAAUCAAAUUCUGCUAAUGAAGGUGGUAGUAACGGAGGUGGUAGUAAUGAACGUCAAUCAGGACAAAAGGCAUCAGUUAGCAGCGGGGCUGGUCAGAAAAAGCACAAUACCCAACAUCAAAGUAGUGGUGGCAGUGGUGGAACAGGUGGUGGAAGUAUUUCCGGCACUGGAGCGGGUAGUAGUAAUAAUUCUGGGAAGAAAAAGAAGAGAAAGACGCGCGGCGGUCAAUCAUCAACACAGGCGAGUGUACGCGAAGAAACACCGCCUCCGGAUCCUAUCGAUCCAGAUGAGCCAACGUACUGUGUAUGCAAUCAGAUAUCUUUUGGUGAAAUGAUACUCUGCGAUAACGACCUGUGUCCCAUCGAGUGGUUCCAUUUUUCUUGCGUUUCACUAGUGCUAAAACCGAAAGGAAAGUGGUUCUGCCCGAAUUGUCGGGGCGAUCGUCCAAAUGUGAUGAAACCGAAAGCGCAAUUCCUGAAAGAGCUUGAGCGUUAUAACAAGGAAAAGGAGGAAAAAACCUAAAUACGGCACAAAAAAUACUGUAGCAGCAAUUUAGAACAAUAGUGAAACCAUGAGCUGGAGAGAACCGUAAACAGCAUACAAGCUUGAUGGCAAUAUCCAAAUAACUGAAAGUAACAACGAAAGAUGCUUUCGUAUUACAAUACACACAUAUUUUAAUGACGGUGCAGGCGCGAAUUUGUGAUCAGCAAUGUUAAAAGAUAUUUGCAUUUAUUACUUUUUUUCGUUUUGGAAUUUUUUUUUAUUUUGCCGUAAUUCUAAAACUAUUUAAUUUAAAAAAUAUAAAAAUUGAUAUCGCGUCUGCACAUGUCUCAUUGCUUUCACUUCUUACACUAAUCGCAAGAUGUGGUUGCGGCUCUCAUACUGCUUUGUAUUUCAUGUUUAAUUUUCUGUUUCGUUUUUUUUAUUUUUGUUAUAAUGUACAUUGUAUUAAAUAUUAAAGACCUAGUACGUAAAUGAAGUAAAUAUUUUAUACAUAAAUGUAAAAUUACACAAAACAAGGAAAAUACUGUGGAAUAACAUGUAAUCUUAACUUGUAAAAUUUUCUAUUUAACAUUGAAAAACUGGAUUUUUUAAAUUUUAAUCGACUUUAAACAUAGGAUAUUUAAGCAAUAUGUCGGAUACUGGCAUAGAAUUUUAUUCUUUAAAUGAGCUUUCCCUUCUACUUAAAACAAAAAAUAAUGCGACCUUAGUUUUAGUUUUUUUUU